Molecule: messenger RNA, 3266 nt
Organism: Rhipicephalus sanguineus (brown dog tick)
Lineage: Eukaryota; Metazoa; Arthropoda; Arachnida; Ixodida; Ixodidae
Product: negative elongation factor D
Exons: 5
Coding region: 87-1868 (593 amino acids)
Biological process (GO): negative regulation of transcription elongation by RNA polymerase II
Cellular component (GO): NELF complex; nucleus
Molecular function (GO): RNA binding
Source: RefSeq, a predicted model, not a curated record
GUUGCAGCUAGAUGUUUGUUUUGGUUGCGAGGUUGAUUAGUUUAGUCGCGUUGAAAGGUCGUUAGUGUAUUCUAUCCUACGAGAAGAUGGAGGAAUUCGACGAGGAAAGGACGUGGGAGGAAGGCGAUGCCGAUUCGCCUCUGGGCGAAGACCAGGAGGCCCUCGUGGAAGGGAUUCAACAGGAGUGCAUCGAGAAGUUCAGCAGUCUGGACUUCAUCAUGGAGCCCGGCAUAUUUGCCCAGCUGAAGCGCUACUUCCAGGCGGGCGGCAACCCGGAGCAAGUUGUGGACCUGCUGCUCGAGAACUACCAGGCGGUUGCCCAGACGGCGAACCUUCUGGCCGAAUGGCUUAUCAUGGCAGGGAUGAAGAUCACCGAGGUUCAGGGCCUGGUGGAGGACCACCUGAAGCAGAUGAUCCUGAAGCACUUUGACCCCAAAAAGGCUGACUCCAUCUUCAACGACGAGGGUGAGACGCCCGCCUGGCUGACGGAAAUGAUUGAGCACCCCACCUGGCGUUCACUCAUUUACAAGCUGGCCGAGGAGUACCCCGACUGCCUCAUGCUCAACUUCACCAUCAAGCUCAUCUCGGAUGCUGGAUUCCAGGCAGAAAUUACGUCCAUCUCGACAGCCUCACAGCAGCUGGAGGUGUUCUCACGUGUGCUACGAGCUGCCACGGAUAACUUCCUCGAAGGCGGCGAGGAGCGCAUGAGCCAGAAUCUGUCCGAGCUGACGCGCAUGGUUUGCCACGGCGAGCACACCUACCUGUACAGCCAGUCCGUGCUGCACACCCUUGCACAGGAGCCCCGUGGUGGUUCAAACGUCAAGCGGCUGGCGCAAGAGAUCAGUCGGUACGCGCAGCGCACAGGGCACGACCCGACGCCCAUCACGAUGGCACUGAACGGCGCAGCGGCCUACCCGCGUGCCUGCCAGGCCCUGUCGGCGAUGCUGUCGCGCGACGCGCUGAACCCAGCCGACGUGACAGUGCUGCACAAGAUGUACCAGACGCCCGACCCGCCGCCCGUCGAGCUGCUGCGCGAGCCCCACUUCCUGGACCUGCUUCUGGACGCCCUGUUCCGGCCGGGUUCGCGGCUCAAUCCCGAGCAUCGGCCCAAGUACGUGUACCUGCUUGCGUACGCGGGCAGUGUGUACGAGACGCGUCGCAAGGGGGUGCGCAAGUCCCUGAACAGAGACGAGCUGCGUGCCACGCAGCAGGCAGUGGAGAAGGUGCACAUGCUGUGCCAGGAGCGCCGUGGUUCAUCGGAACUGGUGCCCGAGCUUGGGGCACUGUUCCAGGCGAUGCGGUAUCCUGUGGUGGCUCUUGGAGUGGUGCACUGGGUGGAACACACCGUGUCUGACCCUUCCUACUUCAAAUUGAGCACUGAGCACACGCCGCUACACCUGGCGUUGCUCGACGAGGUGGUCGUCUGCCACACUACCCUGCACCAGAAGGUGCUGGACCUUCUGGUGCGGCUCUUCGAGUCCCCACCGCACGAGGAGCUCGACGUGCUGGUUCAGCUGGAGCGGCGCAAGAUGCUCCUGGACCGAAUGGUGCACCUGCUGAGUCGCGGGUGUGUCGUGCCGGUCGUCAGCUACGUCCGGGCCUGCUGGGAGCGGCAGGACACCGACGUGUCCCUCAUUCGUUACUUCGUCACCGAGGUGCUAGACGUCAUUGCACCCCCGUACACACCCGAGUUCGUCCAGCUGUUCCUUCCCUUGGCCGAAAGCGAGGAAAUCACGGGUGGGCUGCGCGGUGCGGCCGCGACUGCAGAAAGCAGCGGCGCUUCGGGUGGUGGGGGUGGCAGUGGUGAGGGAGACGCAGUCUCCGAGUUUGUGGUGCACUGCAAGGCAAACUACAUUGUCAUGAGUUGAGCAGUGCUGUUUUUCCGUGCAGGUACCUCCCGUAUAGACCCGUGUAAGAGCCGCAUUCUUAUUUCUUUUGCAACUUGACGAGGUUCAGUGCUUACACGGAACCUGGCCAUUUGGGCAAGUAUUUCAAACUGCGAGUGUGAAAUCCACCAUAAUCCUUCGCAACUGCCCACCACAGCAAUAGGAAAGGUAGCCUUUUCAUUGUGAAUCCAAUCCUUCAUGCAUAAUGCACAAUUGGUUAUUCGUCUUAUCUAUUGUUGCCAUCGCUUCUUACGCUUGGUUCACCAGCACGUUCCUGAAAUAAGUCAUUGUUCAUGCCAUCUCAGACAUUGAAGGCACUUACAUGGGUGCAGCACCUACACGAGUCUAUACGGUACUUCCCUUUCACGAGUAACGCGAGGGCUUUUUUGCAGUGUCUCGCUCCCUGAAACGUAGCACCCAACAGGUUGUUGGAAUAACCAUUGUACAAGUACAGCUCAGAAAACCUUCCUGCCCAAAGCAAGCAAGUGCGUUUAACUUGUCAAAACCAUGUUUAUCAAGCGAGUGUACGAUCGGAAAUUGUUUUCCACGCGCUCUCCUGCAUCUUGGCGCUUGACACUACUGAUGUUUUUGGCGAGUUUCGAUGUAAUGUUUAGGACAGUGUUGCUAUGUCGGAGGGCCAACUUUGCACUUUUAAAACAGUGUGCGUUAUAUAGUUGGCAGCAGCAAGCUCUCUUCGGCGUUCCUUUCCCUUUUCUGUGAUGACUGCAACGAGGCAAGCGUUGCAGUGUUGUAAAGAGACUUCCUCUGUUAAGAAAUGGAGGCACCGUUUUUUUUUUAGUUCAGUUCUAUUUUUACCACCUUUUGAUGAGGCUUAUGUACAUGCCCUUCUUUCAGGUUUUUCAGCUGAGGUAUCUGAAAGCCCUUGCUGGUGGAGUUGUCGAUCCAUCUGAGUGAUCUCUUUUUUUACAGCAACACUGUGCAGAAAAGUUCCACUACAAUUCUCGUGCGGUUGCAUGGUUGGCAUCAAAUUCCAGCCGGAGAACAACCAACAUGACUGCCUGCAUUAGAAAAUGCAGCGUAGCGUAAAACAGUAGUGGCAUAGGCACGUGCACAGGGGGGUGGCCACCCCCUCAAUCAUCAUCUAAGGGUAUGAGCCAAGUCUGCCUCAUACCUUUACUCAGUUAGACCUGUCCCAUCGUUGAUUAAAGUGCAGGGCCAUGGCCAUGCAAGUUUUUGAUAGUAAUGGCUGCCGAGGAUUCCUGAUGUUGCGUUCUAAGAACUGUUUACUUCCUGCCUUUACCUUCAGGAAGCCAGGGCCCAAAGGCAGGCCGUUGUUAGAAGCACGUCAUCGCUUCAUUUUCACUUUUGCAUCCAUUGCCAGGCUUGUUUAAAGGGACACUAAAGAGCAAAACGAUUUUU